Artibeus jamaicensis (Jamaican fruit-eating bat) is the source of this 6319-nucleotide messenger RNA. It is a transcript of the gene KLHL42, whose product is annotated as kelch like family member 42. The record is from RefSeq and is a predicted model, not a curated record. Gene Ontology annotation, molecular function: protein binding. The transcript has 3 exons. The coding region runs from base 94 to 1614 and encodes 506 amino acids. Lineage: Eukaryota; Metazoa; Chordata; Mammalia; Chiroptera; Phyllostomidae.
GCGGGCGCCCCACCCGGAACCCGGCGAGCGCGCGGGCGGGGACGCGAGCGCGCAGAGCUGGCGGGCGGCCCCGCGGCCCCCGGCCCCCCAGCCAUGUCGGCCGAGGAGAUGGUGCAGAUCCGCCUGGAGGACCGCUGCUACCCGGUGAGCAAGAGGAAGCUCAUCGAGCAGAGCGACUACUUCCGCGCCCUCUACCGCUCCGGCAUGCGCGAGGCCCGGGGCCAGGAGGCCGGCGGCCCCGAGGUGCAGCAGCUGCGCGGCCUCAGCGCGCCAGGCCUGCGCCUGGUGCUGGACUUCAUCAACGCCGGCGGGGCCCGCGAGGGCUGGCUGCUGGGCCCGCGGGGAGAGAAGGGCGGGGGGGCGGCCGAGGAGGAGGAGAUGGACGAGGUGAGCCUGCUGUCCGAGCUGGUGGAAGCGGCCUCCUUCCUGCAGGUCACGUCCCUGCUGCAGCUGCUGCUGUCCCAGGUGCGGCUCACCAACUGCCUGGAGCUGUACCGCCUGGCGCAGGUGUACGGGCUGCCCGACCUGCAGGAGGCCUGCCUGCGCUUCAUGGUCGUCCACUUUCACGAGGUGUUGUGCAAGCCCCAGUUCCACCUCCUGGUGGGGUCUCCUGCUCAAGCCCCAGGGGAUGUCACCCUGAAGCAGAGGCUGAGGGAGGCCCGGAUGACUGGAACGCCUGUCCUCGUGGCCCUGGGGGAUUUCUUGGGGGGACCCUUGGCCCCUCACCCCUACCAGGGGGAGCCCCCGUCCAUGCUCAGGUAUGAGGAGAUGACUGAACGUUGGUUUCCGCUGGCCAACAACCUUCCCCCCGACCUGGUGAAUGUCAGGGGUUACGGGUCUGCCAUCCUGGACAACUACCUCUUCAUAGUGGGCGGGUACAGGAUCACUAGCCAGGAGAUCUCCGCGGCGCAUUCCUACAACCCCAGCAUCAACGAGUGGCUCCAGGUGGCCUCCAUGAACCAGAAGAGAUCUAACUUCAAACUUGUGGCCGUUAAUUCAAAACUCUACGCCAUUGGCGGGCAGGCUGUUUCCAAUGUCGAGUGUUACAGUCCCGAGCAGGACGCGUGGAACUUCGUGGCGCCCUUACCAAACCCUCUGGCCGAGUUCUCUGCCUGUGAGUGUAAGGGCAAAAUUUACGUCAUCGGAGGGUACACGACCAGAGACCGGAACAUGAACAUUUUGCAGUACUGCCCCUCUUCCGACAUGUGGACGCUCUUUGAGACGUGUGACGUGCACAUUCGCAAGCAGCAGAUGGUGUCUGUGGAGGAGACCAUCUACAUCGUGGGCGGGUGUCUCCAUGAACUGGGGCCCCACCGGAGGGGCGGCCAGAGCGAGGACAUGCUCGCCGUGCAGUCCUACAACACGGUCACGCGGCAGUGGCUCUACCUCAAGGAGAACACGUCCAAGUCGGGCCUCAACCUGACGUGCGCACUGCACAACGACGGCAUCUACAUCAUGAGCAGAGACGUCACCCUGUCCACCAGCCUGGAGCAUCGAGUUUUCCUCAAGUACAACAUCUUCUCCGACAGCUGGGAGGCAUUUAGGCGAUUCCCGGCCUUUGGACAUAACUUGCUGGUGUCCUCUCUUUAUCUGCCCAAUAAAACAGAAACGUGACUGAGCAGACCUAGUGUUUAAAAGACACUUGGUUCCAGACAAAAAAAAAUUAUCCACAAAGAAGUGUGUCCCAUUUCAAGGGAGACUGAUUUCUAAAGGGAAACUGUGGGUUAAAGUAGGUCACAUGUACAAUUGCUGUCAACAAGCUGACUUGAACAAAUUACUUGAAAACUUGUGGAGAGAAGAGACCAACUUCAUUAUUUUUUAAAUUAUUGGCUUUUAAAUUAUGGGAACAAAUCCAUGAUCAUGUUUUCAUCCAGAUAUAAUACCCUUAGGCCGGUGGUGAAAACUGAUCAUCACGAACAACCUUCAUUGUGUCUGCUUAGUAAAGGACCAAUGCCAGUAACCGGCGUGGGUGGUAAGGGUGGUUUUAAAAUGUGUUUUAUUUGGGUCACUUGAAAUAUCAUGAAUACCUUAAGUGAAAGUUUUAUUUUGUUGUUCACUUACUUGACGAACAUUUAUAUUAACACUGUGUUCUCCCCCCCCUCCCUCAGUUAUGCCUGCAUUCACUUCCAGUGUGUUGAAAACAGGGUUCUAUGUUUGCACAUUUUAUUUGCUACCUUCCAGGCAAGGCGCAAUGACGCAGCUGUGCAGUGAAGCCUUGCAAGGCAGGACCCGGUCCUCCCAAACUCGGUAAAGACAUUCUCAGCUACUUUUCCAGUCUUUUUUGCAGUUAUGAAUGCUGAGUAAAUAGGCAGAUAUAGCCUUCGUUUUAUUUAUGUGGCAGAUUGCGGAUGUAUGUGGUCAGAUAAGCUGCAUUGCUAGGCAUUCUGUAUUGUUUAAAAGAAGAUGCCAUGUUUAAAAGGAUGGAGAUAUAUAUAUGUAUAUAUAUAAUUUGUAUAUGUGUCUAUAUAGUUAAUAUAUAGACAUGUAUAUAUAUCAUAUAUAUAAUAUAUAUGUGUGUGUAUAUAUAACUUGAGUUUUAAAUCUAAAUUCAGAUGAGAAGGGAAAGAAAUACCAAAUAACAAAAAACACUGCCUUUGAGAGUUACUUUUACUGAAAGUAAUUGACUUAUUAGUUCUUUUAAGAUUUGAAAAAAUAAUCUUAUGUUUAGAUCAUGCAUCUUUCUGAUUUAAUUUUAGCCCUGUAAUUCAUGCUUUGCUUUUGUGGGGUAAGGCGAGGGCAGCUGUGAAAUGUUGGUGCUGGAGAGAGGGGAAGAAGCUCUUAUGGCCGUGGCCCGGCACCGGGGGUGUUCGUGACCUUAGGUAAGGGGCUCCGCUUGCCUCAGCGGUUAGAUCAGAUGCAUCCUCGUUCAAGCACUUGUUUGUUUUCCAUAAGUCGGGUCACAGCGGAUAAAAGCUUCUGCCAAUCACAGAUCAGCAUGUCUUUAAAAACAGAACACACAUACUUACAGAAAUUGUAUUUUGAUUGAUAAACACUGUCUGAAAUUCUCUAAUCCUUUGCAAUGGAAUCAGUUAAACUGUGUGCUGGAUUCUGUCCUUCUGUUCCAGCAUUCUGGUUGCAGUGUGCCUCACUUUGGGCAAAUUCCACAGACAGACAGACAGACGGACAGACUGUCGUGACACACUCACGUGUUUACCAGACACGCUCGAGUGCCUCCAGUCGGCAUUCACCAUGCACACAUAGUGGAGAGGAGUUAACAAGCUCUUCCAUUCAUCAGAGGAGUUGCCACAGGGUCUCUUUACAGUCAUGGUCUCCUCGUGUAUUUAGAAUAGAGGUCUGGCUGUCAGAAUUGUAUUUGCACAGCUUUUCAGGAAUAGUACCAGGUGAAAAAUGAGGUAAUCCUUUAUUGUGGACGUGGGGACAGAUCUUUGUAUCUUGUCACCAACUAAUCUUAUCAGUACUCAGAACACCAUUUAAGGGUUUCUAAGCCAUAUCCAUUUAUUCUCAAAUAGCCUUUUAAAAAAACCCAACAACUCUGAGCUGAAAUCUUCCUGAGAGUGGUACUUUAAUAAUAGGUUGAUAUUCAUUUAUAUUCAUUAUAGAAUUGAGUUUCUAGUGAUCUGUAUUCCAUUACACAUGUUUUAAAAUCUAAUUUAUUUUAGGUAGCUUUAACUUCUAUUGCCACAGAGCUUAAAUUUUUAAAGUCUUAACCUUACAUAUUCAGAAGAUUCAAGCCAGUUGAAGUAGUUCUAUAAAAGCAAUUAUAGAUUAGCUUGUAAAUAACCACAUUGUAUUAAAUGCAGUAUUAGUCCUGCCAACCAGCUCUCUUCCUCAUUACAUUCUUUGGGCCUGUUUUCCUAAUGCCAACAAUUAGAUCCUUGGACCAAGUGAAGGCAUAUUCUGAUGCGAAAAGCUCUUUUUAUAAAUCCGGUUUGGCGUGUGUGUGUGUGCACGCGUGUAUCGGUGUGUGCAUGUGUCCCCUGGCGUGGCGCAGCUCUCUCCGGGACUCACAGGCUUCUAACAAGGCGCUGUAGCUCUGGGCCAGGGAGAAUGUGCACUAGGGGCAGGUCGGCGAAUUCGGGACGUCGUUCCUCCUGCUGCGCUCAUCAGCUGUGUUGACAUUUCGAGGGCCGUUUCCAUCCAGCUCUGUUCCCUUGUCGGUGCCGUGUUACAGUGAAGACUCCACCCAUGUUCAAGGCGAAGCUGCUUUGAAAAGCAUCCCUAAUCCCCCAGGAUUUUGCUCCUUAAUACUAUCCCUCUGUUUUCUCCUUUUCUCUGUGUUGUCUGUCUUUCCUGAGAUGCCUCUGUGGGGUGCUGACCUUCCACUGUGGGGAGGGGAGUUCCGGGAGGAGCCCCCAUGGUGGCCCCCCUGCCAGGAGCCCCCUAUUUACCUAGAAUGGUCUGAACCCCAGACAGUGAGUGAGUCUUGAGCUUGGGUUGGUGGGGGGACAGGAUGUGGUUAUUGGUUCUUUCAUUCUUUCUGAUUUUCUUUUCAAUGCCUUGAGUGUCGGGCCUCGCCCUUUAGUGUUCUUUGAAGGGUUUUCUAAUGAACCUGUGAGAUUUGAUUAUUUCAACAGGGUCAGGUAAGUCAUGGCAAUGAAGUACUGCAAAGGUUGUGGAUCACAGCACAAAACAAGUAGAUUAAGCCUGAACACCAAAGAGGUGGACUCUGCCAUUUCUUUGGACCAAGAUCUCAAGUAAUUCCAAAUGCCUUAAGUAUCAAAGUCAUACUGAGAUGGAGCACGUGGAGUACAUUCACUCUCCACAGAAGGAGCGAGCGAGUAAAUGCUCCUUCUCUUUCAAUAAACUUACUUACUGAGCAUCGUGGAUGCCGUGUUUUCAAAUUUCCAGGUUCGAGUCACGACUCUACCUGUUUAAGUGCAGGCUGAUCGAAUGGAAAGGCCUCGGUCUUCCUGGUCAGCCAGCGUUUAAUGAGCAGUGGCUUAAUGCAGAGCAUUCGAGAGGCAGUAUAGCAGCAGAAAGGUGACACUCCGUGUCAUCGGUCCUUCAAGGUGGCAUUAUGGGUGAGUGGCACAGCUUUCCUCUGCACCAGGAAUUGCCCUCAGAGUCCAUCACCAGCCUGUCAGAGAGGUGAAGUAUUUGUCAUCUCUGCCUUAGACAGACAAUGGAUGAAUUAGGUGAGUAGAUACUACCCACAAUGGCUUUAGAAGUAAUGAGGGGAUUUAGCUCAGCUCCCCGGUUCCCAGAAAUAUUUUCAGCCUGUCAUAUGCAAGAAGGCAAGGCUAAGAACUAGGGACACAUGUAAAUAAGCCACCAUCCCUGACCUUGAAGAGCUUACCACCUUGUGAAAAUGUUCGCCAUAAUUGUAAGUAGAGCGUCCUUCAAACACACCCACUUUGGUGAGGCGCACAGGCUCUCUCUGGCUUGGCAGCCUCUUCAGGCCCGGUCCAGUCUGUCCAUUUAUGAUUUGCUGCCAUGUACCAGCUUUUCUCUAAACUUGAACAUUAUAUUUUUGUUUUUAUGGUGUGCUUUUUUCCUCACUACUUUUCAUAAUCUCUGUACUUCUUUUGGGGGGGGCAUUAUGUGAUCUUUAUAUAAAAAUACUUACUGGGCACCACAGCCUAUGUUGCUGAAGACUCAGCAACUUGAGCCCUUGAAAAGAAGGAGCAAAGCCAGGGACGUUCGUGUUCACAGAGAGGCAAGCUGCCUGUGUGCGCAUUUAUACCCACGCCUUUAAAACACUUCCAUAAAGAGAGUAAGGCACUAGUUCGGACCAAAAGUGCGUUGAUUUUGCCAUUGUGUGAACUGUCAAAGGGUGUUUUCCCAGCCUUAUGUUUCCCUCACAUGUAUUCACUUUUCAUUUUUUUGUGUUAACUUUGGGGCACGAUACAAAGUACAUACCAGUUGGCACAUGCUGACUUCUGCACUUGACAUAACCAUUUUUAUUCAUUCCUACGGGAGACAGAUUAACUGUAAAAGAUUCAAUUUUGAGGAACAAAAGUGUGCCGAAAUUACUUCAAUGAGUUGGCUGGUGCUUUCUCCCACGGAUGUCCUAGUUUGUUACUAGUUAAAAAAGGAAAAUGUAAAAUGUAAUUAUUGUCAUUUUUCUUCUAAAAAAUCUUAUAGGGGCUCUUUAGAUGUCUCUACAAUGUUUUCAUAUCUAGUGGUCAUUUUGGGAAAAAUGAUAAUUUGUAGAAUAAAUAGUUAUGUUUUGUUAUGACUGCUACAUUGUUAAAAAGAUUGUACUGAGUCUUCAGUUUCAAGCGUGACUUAAAAUGUAAACAUUAUCAUAUGGUUCAUUUAAAUACAAUGAUGCCUAUGAAGCACUUGCUCAACCAGCACCCAUUUUGUGUUUAGAACUCUAGAAGAAAAUGUCUUCAAAUAAAGUGGUUCUAAAUCA